Molecule: messenger RNA, 387 nt
Organism: Fraxinus pennsylvanica
Lineage: Eukaryota; Viridiplantae; Streptophyta; Magnoliopsida; Lamiales; Oleaceae
Source: the annotation of a GenBank genome assembly
AUGAUUUCGCCAGUGCAGAAUGCCUUUUUCGCUGCUUUUGGACGAGGGCUGGGCCCAUAUUCACUUGGGGGAAUCACAUCUAAUACAAACAACGGAACUAUUCUUGGUUCACACUUCACGAAUGGUAACCCAAAUAGUCCACUCUUGGAUAAUGUAUUUCACCAUGGGGCAUCAUGUAGUGUGCCUAAUAGUUUACCCACUCUGGUAAGGGUGAGAUCAGUUGCAAAUCAGUCUAGUGUUGGUGAAUCUGGUCACUCUGGGGGCAGCCUGAAGUUUGAAAUUCAGGGGAUGCCAAAUUCCCAUCCCCAUUCGCUUCCAGAAUAUCAUGAUGGUUUAGCUCAAGGGUUGCCCUCUGGUACAACCAGUAUCAUGAUGGUUUAUUUAUAG